CCCUGGUUUCUCAGGAAAGAAAAUAAGAACAAGUAAAACAAUUACAGGAAUGGACUGCCAUUUUUCUGUCUGGGGAGUUUUGGCCUUCCUGAGUUUGUCUCUGCUUGUUUCAGUGACACUCAAUAUUGUACACUGUAUGAAAAAGAAGCAAUCUAAAAUGUAUAAAGACUAUGAAGAGAACGAUCCAAGCUAUGAUGGCUAUCACACAGAAGAUUAUCCAGUUUAUGGCAAUCUCAAUCAAGAUAUUUUAGAAGAAUGUUGUUACGAGCAGAUGAAGUCCCAGCCUCAAAGACCAGUUAACCAGCUACAGGUGGAGUCAGCCAGUCAGAUGUGUUAUGCCUCACUUGAUCACAGUGUCAAGGGAAAAUGCAGAAAACCAAGGAGAAAGAAAGAUCCUUCAUUAGAGGAAGAUGAAGGAGAAAGAUCAUCUAACCCCAUGGUGGCUUCCAAAGUUAGCAUUUACCUCAACAGUGAGCAGCUGGCUGCCGAAAACACGGCGAAAGAAGAAGCCAUUCACGAUGAUCCCGUCAGAUUAAUGGGCUUGAUUCAUAAUACAAAAGGGGAGAACUGAAUAUGUAAUGAACCAAAUAUGUAACCAUAAAGUGAGAUUUGCUUUUUCAUUCUGGAGGACCAGAAAAAUAUUCCGGAAAGCCGACAUACUAAACAGUGGUAUGAAAUGGACAAGUUAAGUGUUCCAAACUGUCUGCCAAACAUAUUUAUAGACUAAGCAAGACAUAGGUCCAGACUGCCACUCAGAUGAAUCUGCCCUUCUGAAGACAGUUUGAAAGAGUUGCAGAAGCUGGUAGCUCAGCCUUCACAUGGUAGUGAUUCCAGUAAGAAUUGAUCCUGUUUUAAAUAUCAUCAGCUUUCAAGCAGUCCUAAAAGACCCCCUUGUUGUCUAUACAGCUCUAGCAGAGUACAUCUAUUCCAUAUUAACUUCAAUACUUUUGAAAUGAGAUUGUGUUUCGUACUUGCACACUUGGUGAUUAGUUGUUUCACCAAAUAAGAACUAAUCUGCUGUUCCACGGUGUGAACUUGCUGACUGUGACUAGUCUAUGGCAAUGACUGGAGAAUAAUUUAACAGCUGAUUUAAAGUAGUAAUUGUACAUUUCAUGAGACUUAGCAGUAUCUUUGUGUAUCUUUAGUUUUCUCUAACAAUCCUAGAAUACAUCUCAAAUCUCAACUCCUCUACUAGUGUAAUAUUGUAUACAGCUGUAUUCAAGGGUUCACAAAGAUUAUCACACCACCUGUAACAAUAAAAAUAGGAAGGAUUUCUUCCAAUACCCAUGUUAUGUUUGCAUUCCUAUUAGGUUUUCCAUUGCCAUCCUUAACUAUUUUACAAAAACAACAAGAGCUUUUUAUUUCCCCAAACCCUUCACUUACUGUAUGCACAUUUAUUUGAAGACUAAACUCUUUAAAUGGUAAGUUUUAUAGAGUGGGUAUCUGUUUUAUAUAUUUUAUAUUCUGGGAGUCAUUAAGUAGUUGCAACAGGAAACAAUAAAGCAAGUUGAUGUAAUGUGUCUGCCUCUAGGUGUCAGACACUUCUGCCUUCUCAAAAAAACAGGAUAUUUGAGCCUUUAAAAUCCACAGAUCAGUGCCAAGGAGCUUAAAACUCAGAAGAGCACAGAGCCCUAAAACUGCGUCAGGUCCUGAGAGGUAAACCUGGAAACGAAAGGCCCAUAGUACAGAGAGCCAACACCUUCUAACAGUAGAAAUGGAUAGACACAUCAAGGGAUGACAUAAAUUUAUUAAAAAAACCCAACAAAACCAAAAAACCAACAAACAAAUAAACAAAGCCCAACAAAAAGAAAAAAUGGUUAAAUUCAAUCCGUCAUUUCAAUCUGGUAACUAAUUUAAUGGAAAUGAGGUACCCAUUUCUCUCAUUGAGUGUACAUGUAACAUAGGGUUACAUGUUACAUGUUAAAAUCACUUCACGCGAUUUAACUACAUUUAGUUUCCUUUCUAUUCUCGGUCUUCAUCGUUUAGCCCAGCUAUGUGUUUACACUAAAUUUCAUCAGCUGCUUUCCCUUGCAAGAGAGCUUGGUCAAAGAGCAUUUUUGUAAAUAUUCUCCAUAUAUAUCUAUACACACUUCCUUUCCACAUUUAAUCACUGCCACCAAUAAAUUAUUGAUUGUGGCUCUCAGGAUGAUCUUUAACAGCCUAUCAACUAUUUCCAAGGCAUUUGUAAUGCUGCCACAUUCAAAUUUAGCUUUAUUCUUUUGGCUCUUUACCCUCCAUCUGCUUAAACAAGAAAUCAAACAAUCUCAUUUUUUUUUAAACAAGUUUAGGGGUAGUUUUCAAAUGACUACUAAAUCCUUACAUAAAAAAGCAUGUUCAAUAUUGUUCCAUCUUCAAGACAUUAGAGAAAGACCUACAUAAACUAUCAUAUUGUCCUAGGUUGACUAUAGGAUGCAUUUAUCCCAAAUUGUCUAGUUCUGUUUAUGCUGAAUAAUAAGUUUUGCACCUUUAAGACUUGUUGCAGAGAGUG
This is a messenger RNA of Zonotrichia albicollis (white-throated sparrow), 2488 nucleotides long. It is a transcript of the gene TRAT1, whose product is annotated as T cell receptor associated transmembrane adaptor 1. Lineage: Eukaryota; Metazoa; Chordata; Aves; Passeriformes; Passerellidae. Gene Ontology annotation, biological process: negative regulation of receptor recycling; positive regulation of T cell receptor signaling pathway. The record is from RefSeq and is a predicted model, not a curated record. Gene Ontology annotation, cellular component: T cell receptor complex.